Molecule: messenger RNA, 810 nt
Organism: Parascedosporium putredinis
Lineage: Eukaryota; Fungi; Ascomycota; Sordariomycetes; Microascales; Microascaceae
Source: the annotation of a GenBank genome assembly
AUGGUCGAUAAAAUCGUACCCAACGACCCUCGGUCCCGAGCACUACUCCUUAAGAAUCUCUCGGACGAUAUCGCCGAGCUCAUCACCCACGUCUGCGGGCCUGGCGUGUCCGUCGUCGUUGGCGGCCACGAUUGGGGUGCGGGUCUCGCCUGGCGCGUUGCCCUGUGGCACCCGAAGCUCGUGAGGGCCGUUUUCAGCGCCUGUGUCCCCUACUCGCCUCCCAAGGAGAAGUGGACCCCGCUCAAGGUCAUCAUCGACGCGGGCAAGCUGCAGAACUUUAGGUACCAGUUGCAGUUCCACGGCAACGACGUCGAGAAGGAAGUUCAGGGCCGCGACAAAAUUCGGCAGUUCCUCAACGCCGUCUACGAGGGCAGGACCCCCGAUGACAGGUACGCCUUCACCACGCGAGACGGCGUGCUAUUCGACAAGCUCGGCGAGGUCGGCCAGACGCCCUUUGCCACCCCCGAGGAGCUGGACUUCUACGCCGACCAGUUUUCCCGAAACGGGCUGCAUGGCCCGCUUAACUGGUAUAGGGCGGGCGAGAAGUCGUACAAGGAGGAGGUGGCGCUGUUGAAGAAGGGGCUGCCGGGACUUCGCAUCAACAUUCCUGCGCUCUUCAUCGCGGCUUCCAAGGACGUUGCGCUUCCUCCUAUCAUGGCCCAGGGCAUGGAUGAGAACUUCGAUAGGCUGACCAAGGUCGAGGUUGAUUCCACCCACUGGGUACUUUGGCAAGGCGCCGAGGAGGUGAACCAGCACUUGACAAAGUGGUUGAAGGAUUCCGUUCUGCUGCAGCGCAAGGCGUCAUUGUAA